UAGAAAACUACUUGUUGAAAAGUUAUAUAAAGUUAAUAAUUUUAAAUGUAUUUGUAAAAUUACUAAGAUUAAUGAUAAUAUAUAAAAAUAUAAUAUAAUAUAAAGAUUAAUAAAUUAUUAAUCUUAAAUAUUAUGUUGAUAUUUGUUCAUAAUUCAUACACAAUAAGCGGAAUCGUUAUUCGCAUAAUUUAAGCAUAAUAAAUCACAUUCGCUUGUACAGAUGUAAUAUGCAUAUUUGUUUUAUGAUUUGUCCGUAUGAUAUAUACAUAUAUAUAAUGAUAUGUAUGUGUGUAUAUAUAUAAUUGUAACAAUUAUUCAUUUGAUACGAAUGAUUCGAUAUUGGAAUAAAAAUAAUUUAUCAAAAUAAUAAUCAUUGUUGGCAAUAUUAACGACUGGGAAAAAAUUUAUUCUAUCAACUUAGUAAAGAUAUUAUUUAAUGGAUCUAUAUGAUCGUCAUCUAAAUACAAAUAAUAAUUCCGCUCAUUGAAUAAACUGAUGUAUAAAUAAAUACAAAUUAAUAUGUAUCAUAGUAACUUAUCAGAUAUAGUUAAAAUCAUUAAUUUUAUAUAUGAAUAAUACUAAACUAAUAGAUUCCUAAACUUAAAAUUAUUUUUUAGAUAAAAUAAUUGAUCAAAAAUUAUUAGAAAAUACAAAAAGAAUCAACAAUUUUUGCUAUUCUAAAAUAAAGUUUAAUCAUAAUUUCCUUUUAAUUAAUAUCUUUUUUGAAAAAUGACAUUAUAAAAAAGUAAUAACGAUAUUAUUAUAUUUAUCCAUAUAAGUAUAAAUACAUAUAUAUAUAUAUAUAUAUAUAUAUACAAUAUAUAGAAUAAUAUAUAGAUAGAUAAUAUACAGAUACAAGAAUAAAUUACAACAAAAUAAAUUAAUAAUAAUAUUAUGACCAACAUUGUGAGAAAUGUUUGUCUUUCAAGUGGUUAUGAUAUGCCUCUAAUUGGAUUUGGAACAUAUAAAAUUCAAGGAAAAGAAUUAAUAUAUGAAGUAGUGGAUGAAAGUUUAAAUGUUGGUUUUCGUUCUAUUGAUACAGCUGUAGUAUAUCGAAAUGAAGAAGAUAUUGGCUAUGCUUUAAAAAAUUUAUUACCAAAAUAUAAUCUUCAAAGAAGUGAUAUUUUUAUUACAACUAAGCUUCCACCAAGUGUAAAUGGAGAUCCAAAGGGAAUAGAACAAUGUGUUCAGAAAUCUCUGAAAGCAUUCAAUACUACAUAUAUUGACUUGUAUUUGAUUCAUUGGCCAGGAGCAACUCGUAUACCGGAAACUUCAACAAAUAAUCUAAGUUUAAGAGCAAAAACUUGGAGUAAGUUAGUAGAUUUGAAAAAACAAGGUUUUAUAAGAUCUAUAGGUGUGUCUAAUUUUACAAUUAAACAUUUACAAGAAUUAUUACAAAAUUGCAAAGAUAUACUACCAGCAGUUAAUCAAGUUGAAUUGCAUCCACAUUAUCGUCAAGAAGAAUUAAUAAAAUAUUGCAAUGAAAAAGGAAUUCAUAUACAAGCAUAUUCUUCUUUAGGAACUAGUGGCAAUAUUAAUCUUUUAAGAAAUCCAAUUGUGUUAAAAAUAGCUUCUCAACUUAAUGUAUCAUCAGCGCGAUUGUUAUUAAAUUGGGCUUUACAACAAGGAAUUGGUGUUAUUCCUAAAGCUGUAAAUAAAGAACAUAUAAAAGAUAAUAUUCAAUUAGAUUUUUUAAUUGAUGAAGAGAGUAUGAAUAUUUUAUUUUCUUUACCUCAAGUCAAAUAUGCUUGGGAUCCUUCUAAUGUGUAUUAAAUCAAUUAAAAAGUAAAUAAAAUAAAAAAUAUGGAAGAUUUUGCAGAUAAGGUUGCACAACUUUGUUUAGAAAAAUACAAUAAACUUGGUAAGAAUGGUAAACCAUCACAAAAAGAAUGGACUGUAUUAUCAGGUAUAGUAUUAUUAAAAAAGGAUGGUACACUUUCCCUAGUAGCUCUUGCUACAGGGACAAAAUGCUUAGGAAAAAUAGAUUUAAUGAAUACAAAAUUAUAUGAAGAAGGAUGUAGAUUAAGUGACUCACAUGCAGAAAUUCUCGUCAGACGUGCCUUCUUAAGAUAUUUAUAUGAACAAAUUGAUUUUUUACUCAAUGGUGUUAAAAAUAAUGUCUUUAUAAUAGAUGAUAAAAAAAAGAUUAAGAUAAAUGAUGGCAUAUCAUUUCAUUUUUUUACAAGUCAAACUCCUUGUGGAGAUUGUUCUAUAUUUUUAAAAGAAGAAGAUAAUGCACCUCCAAUAAAAAUUAAAAAAUAUAAUCAUAAUAUCGAAAUAGAAAUAAAAUCUAAUGUCAAUGAAAAAAAAAAA
Apis cerana (Asiatic honeybee) is the source of this 2313-nucleotide messenger RNA. Its product is annotated as glyoxal reductase. The record is from RefSeq and is a predicted model, not a curated record. Lineage: Eukaryota; Metazoa; Arthropoda; Insecta; Hymenoptera; Apidae.